This is a messenger RNA of Acaulospora colombiana, 2766 nucleotides long. The record is from the annotation of a GenBank genome assembly. Lineage: Eukaryota; Fungi; Glomeromycota; Glomeromycetes; Diversisporales; Acaulosporaceae.
AUGGCUUCAACCGUAGCUCCCUCUGGAGAAAAUGGAGGGAAGCGACCUGGACCGUCAGAUGCCCCAAUACGAGACAAGAGACCGAAGACGAUAGCUUGUGACCGGUGCAGGCGCAGAAAGGUUAGAUGUGACGGAGACGGUCACAACAAGCUCCCGUGUAAAUACUGCACCUCGGUCAAUUUAGAGUGCACCUAUAAUAGUCGUCAGCCUGGUCCUGGUCGAACCCCUGGUGAAAAUGAUCAUACUUUGACUCCCUCGGCCGACGGAUCAGAUCAAUCAACCAACAAUCGCAAUCCCGCCCGAACUUCAACCACCUCGAGCACUCAACUAUCCACCAACAAUACCAACACCUCUCGACAACGAAGAACAAAUUCUCGUCCGCAUAAUCCCAGAGUCAAUAGAAUAUCUUCGUUUUCUACUUCCGCCCCCGCAAGAAUAAUUCCGAAACCCUUACCUGCGUUGGAUAAUGAACUUGAAUAUUUAAUCAAGCUGUUUACAUCGAUGACUCUGCAAAACGAAGCCGAAGUUCGCCAAAAACUUCAAAGCUGCCUGCCUCCUCGACAAGAAAAGUCAAUAGCUGUCGCCCAACGAUCACUAUUCGCGCAGAAUGUUACACAAGUGAAUGACAGCCGACUGACCGAAAUUCUUGUUGACCUUUAUUUUAGAAAUUUUCAUCCGCUUUUACCGGUCGUGCACAAAGAAUACUUCAUGGAAAACUUUAGGAAUCCUGCCAAAACCCUGCCACGUCUUUUAUUAUAUGCCAUAUGCGCAAUCGGUUCUAAUUAUUUGAGUGACGACGACGCACGAAAAGAUCGCGGCCUAUCUUUCUAUGAGCACGCACAAGGUAUGGUCGAUCAAUCGCUCGACAUGGCCAGGUUGAGCACGGCCACUGCUCUAUUCCUGUUGGGUGUAUUCGGUUCGUUGCAUCUUCUUAAAGGCAGAAUUUUUAUUGGUAUGGCCACCACCUUUGCCAUUACGAUGGGAUUGCAUGACAAAAAUGCGUCCGAGGGAUUUCCCACUAAUAAAAAAGAAGCAAGAAAAAGGGUACUUUUGGGACCAUUCCUGCUUGGGGAAAAGCAUUGCACAAUUGAGUAUCCUGAUCCGACUUCGUGUGACGAGUCUGAGUCCAAAAUCGUCAGGUACUUUGUGCAAUACUCGAGAAUUACAAAGAUCAUGUAUGAUAUAUUAGAAAUCUCCAUGACAGAAGAUCAGAGUUCCAUUUCACAUUUAGAGGGGCGGCUCGACGAGUGGAAAAAUGAUCUACCCCCCUUCUUAAAAUUCGAGGAAGUCAAACCACUGACGACCACAUCAGAGGAAACGACCGUCGAACACCUGAGAGUUUAUCUAUGCAUUCUCUACAACUAUGCAUUAAUCAGAAUUCAUCAUCAAAAGAUUUAUUCGGACAAUGGUUUGGAGGCUUGUACGCAAGCUGCCAACAAGAUUACGACCCUCGUGAGCGAAAAUUUUAUUGGAGUCAUUAAUAGCAAUCAAUUCAUAGUUUAUUGUGCCUUGUGCGCAGGAUGUAUCCAUAUAUUUGACCUCAAAAAUUCUCAACGCUCAGUCAACGCCAAGAACAACAUUUGUAAAAUAGUUGGAAUGUUUAAAAGUGUACUUUCCUUACCAUCUUUGUAUAAUAUACAUCAUGGAAUAAAAAAUGCAAUUGCACUUUUUGCUUUACAACUGGAAACAAUAUCGGAUUCCGAUGAACAGUCUAUGCAUGUUGCUAAAGAUGCAUUGAAUCUAAUCGCUGGCAGCGCGAGAACGUCGUCGGGUGUGAGAGAGGUCCGACACAACGGCAGUGAGGAUGACCAUGGCGGCGUUGGGGAUGGUGGAAACAAGAGUUUUCCUGGUCCGCAUUCGACACGACCUGGCAUCAGUACGUUUGAACAGACGGCUUCACAGAGAUCAACGAGCCUACCAUGGAUACAGCAUCAUUCAACUCCGAAUCAAUCGGUUUUCUCCUCAUCGCAUUCAUCCCUGUCGCCGCUGGACCUUCCGCCGGUAGUGAACUCCAAUAAAACUGAUUCCACCAUUAGUCCUCACGGAAAUUCUUCGCUGUCGUCGGAUAACUACGCUUCAUCGCAGUAUGGUCAACUUCCACAGAACAAAUCGCGUCCGUCUUCGCAUUCGCGACAGAAUAAUGGCGGCGAUGGAUCAAGCGUGAACAGUUCUUACUAUUACUGGCCGCAAUCGGAUGCACAAUUGCAACCCUCCCAACCGCAAAAUCAUCACAUUCCCUCCCACAGUGCAUUGAUGUCACCCACGUCCGCGGAGACGUCGACACUAUUGGUGUUGGGAAAUUCCCAAGGUUCACCGACCGCAUCAAUGAAUGUCAACAGAACGCAAAACACGACGUCGUCAAUGACCAUGACGCCCAAGUCGUCGUCGUUGCCACCCCUUGUGAAUGCCACGAGUUCAACACCGACCUCGAUAUUCUUUCCCAACACCCUGCCAUACCCUCAACACUCAUCCCAGCCGACACAAUACUACUUGGCCUCCAACGCCACGAGUCCUCCGAGCAACAACAUUAGGAAUUACGUCACGGGGCCGGAAAUGCAAGACGGGCUGUCCUCGAUGACAGGGAUGACAUCAGUCAGCGGAGUGAACAAUAAUGGUGGCAACUUUAGCGCUCCGACACUAAUUUCAACAUCAGAAAAUCCCGUCACGAUGCUAAUUGAUAAUCAAAGGAAUAAUCAUCACAUUUCUUCGUCGAACGAAUUUGGUGGAAUUGGUCGGAAAUCUCCGACCCAAUUCCAUUGGUAUUAG